GGACGCUGCCCACAGGGUACACCCCCUUGCUGGACAAGGAGUCAAUCUGGGCUUCGGUGACAUCAAGGAACUUACAGAAUUACUCGCCGACACCGUGUACACUGGAUUUGAUAUCACUCAUCCUGACUGGAUGCGGAGAUACGAAAGCGAACGGCAGAAACACAACGUGCCGACACAGUUAGCGAUAGAAGCCCUCCACAGGCUGUACACAGUCGACUUCCCACCUGUAGUGCUGCUUAGAAGUAUCGGCGUCCAAGUCACCAACGCACUUCAACCUAUUAAGAAAUUCGUCAUGGCACAUGCCGCUACAUAA
Manduca sexta (tobacco hornworm) is the source of this 313-nucleotide messenger RNA. Its product is annotated as ubiquinone biosynthesis monooxygenase COQ6, mitochondrial-like. Gene Ontology annotation, biological process: ubiquinone biosynthetic process. The annotation marks the transcript as partial. The record is from RefSeq and is a predicted model, not a curated record. Gene Ontology annotation, cellular component: mitochondrion. Lineage: Eukaryota; Metazoa; Arthropoda; Insecta; Lepidoptera; Sphingidae. The transcript is spliced from 3 exons. Gene Ontology annotation, molecular function: oxidoreductase activity, acting on paired donors, with incorporation or reduction of molecular oxygen, NAD(P)H as one donor, and incorporation of one atom of oxygen; FAD binding.